Messenger RNA from Eucalyptus grandis, 6889 nucleotides. RefSeq names its product putative disease resistance protein At3g14460. The record is from RefSeq and is a predicted model, not a curated record. Gene Ontology annotation, molecular function: ADP binding. Gene Ontology annotation, biological process: defense response to other organism. Bases 1778 to 5887 code for a protein of 1369 amino acids. Lineage: Eukaryota; Viridiplantae; Streptophyta; Magnoliopsida; Myrtales; Myrtaceae. The transcript has 7 exons.
UUCUUCUUCUCUCUCUCCUCCUUCACUCCCUUACGUUUCCUUUCCCGCCUUUUCUGCCAUCCAUCCCCCCUUCCCCUUUCUUUCUCUCUCUUUCUUUUCUCCCCUUUUCCCCUCAUGCUACCUCGUGCGGGCCCCUUCUUUUGUCCUUCUCUCUCUCCCUCUCUCUUCUUUUCCUUCCCUCUCUCUCGGCUGAACCCCACUUCUUCUUCUUCUUCUUGCUGGCUGCCUCUUCACCCACCAACACCAUCGCCGCCCACGCCCAACUCCCCCUCACCAUCAUCAUCACCACCUCUUGGCCUCCCCACCUUCGGCAGACGGGAUUGCGUGGGGCCACGGCAGGAACCGCAAGGGCCGCGUCUCCAUCCACGAUCCCCUUGGCCAUGAGCUUCAAGGGCCGUCGCACCGCCGCUCGCCCGACAUCACCGCUCGCUCAUUGCCUCUUAGCCAUCCGUGCUGCCGUUGCUUCAAGCCGCUGCGAGCCACCGCUCGAACCGAGCCUCCCACCGGCCGUGAGCUUCAAGAGCUGCCGCCGCCGUUGUCGAGCCUCCGUUUGAGCCACAAGUGUCGCGUUCUUGAUGCCGUCGCGCCGCCGUCACCGCGGGCUCGCCGUCGCCAGAAAUCGAUGAGUCAACUGUGCUUGUUUUGCAAAUAUCCCACUGUCAUCUUUAUUUGGAAAAAUCUCUAAGGAGGAUCAAAUGCAAAUGCUGUUGAGGUAGGCAAAUGAUGUGCUUAUGUUUAUCUUCUGCAACUUGACAAAAGAAGACAAAAGGCUAUUUAUUUUGGUAGGUGUACCGAUAAUAUCGGUGUAAACAGCAGCUACUGUAUUGAUGCACAAAAUAGGAUUUAAAACAAGUGUUUUCAAGUUGGUGAAUGUGACAACUAAAUUUAAAUGAACCCUGCAGACUAUAAUUUAUUUAAACCUGAUUCCUUGUCAAAGUUCAUAUUUUAUCUUCUUCUUCUAUUUAAAUUGCCACACCAUCUCAAAGCGCAUUUUCUUUUUCUCUGUUAUCAAGGAAAGACACAGAUGAGCAAUCAGGUAGACUAUGCUCUGUCGGUAUGUUAAGUGAUCAUGAAAGCCUCACUUUUGCCACAAUGAAUUUUGAUUUAAGAUUGUGAGAAGGCCGUUCAUCCAGUACCACUUGAAACCAUUUAUGUAGGGUAGGCAAGUCCUAUCACUAUAACCUCGCCAAGCUGCUAGAGCUCCUGUCAUGGACAAGACAAGAUGCAGGCACUAUCAUCGCUAGUGGGUUAUCCUAGUGACCUCGGAUGGGGGAAUAUCAGCUUGUACCAGGAGGAGUGAGAAGUGAAAAGGAAUUAAUUUGCGUCCUACAAAGGCUCUGUCCUUUUCAUUUGCUCUCUUUCGCUUUUGCUUCACUAUCUAGUUAUAACAUACAGUCCAGUCGAGUCACGGUCUUCUUGAGUUUUAUGGUUUAUUUACAUUAACAAAGCACUCGUGGAUAGAAAGCAUCAUUGAAAGUCUUCUCCUUUAUUGAAACUUUUUGGUAGGUGAACCUCACGGUCCUCUUGAGUUUUAUGGUUUAUAGUUUUCUCUCUCUCCGUUAAUUCAUUAUCACUUGGCUUCACCAUGACCUAUGCUCAUCUCUUGGCCCAAUAGUGUUCUCUUCCUGCUCAUUCGAAGCUAGAGCUCGUGCUCAAUAGUGUUCUCCUCCUACUCAUUCGAACCUAGAGCUCGUGCUUGUUGGAUCGUUGUAAUUGAUCUAACCACAUUCACUGGUCUGCUCCAGGAAGUCUACUCGGAACAGUGACCGAUUCAACCAUGACAAUGGGAGAGAUCGUUUUGGGUUCCUUUAUGGGUUCCUUCUUUCAGGUCCUAUUCAGCAAGUUGACUUCUCUCGCAUUAGUCUAUGCACAACAUGAACGAAUUAGCACUGCUCUCCUCAAGGAGUGGAAUGAGAUGUUGGGCACAAUCAAUGUAGUGCUGAUUGAUGCAGAAGACAAGCAACUUAGUGGUAACCCUCUAGUGAAGCUGUGGCUAGAUGAUGUUAGGGACUUGGCCUAUGAUAUGGAAGACUUGAUUGAUGAGUUAGCGAUCAAAGUGGCUCAGGUUAAGUUGGAGGCAGAAUCCAACACAAGCAAACGUCUGGAAAAAUGGAAGUUCUCUUUCUUUGGCCAAGAUAAAUCCUCCGGAUCGAAUCCAAACCUAGGCUCACUCAUGUUUGAAACCAAGGUGCAAGAUAUUAGUGGCAGGUUGAAAGUGAUUGUCACUAGGAAGGCUCGUCUAAGCUUAAGAGAGAAUGUUGUGGACAGAUCCAACUACACAAACAAAAGGGAUCUAACCACUUCUUUGCCAGAGCCUAAGUUUUAUGGUAGAGAGAAGGAAGAAGCACAAGUACUCAAACUAUUAAUUAGUGAAGUCGAAAAUUCCGAUGCCAUGUUGAGCAUGAUCCCCAUAGUUGGGAUGGGUGGUGUUGGAAAAACGGCCUUGGCUCAACGGUUGUAUAAUGAUGUUAGAGUAUAUAGCUGUUUCGAGAAGAGAGCGUGGGUUUGUGUGUCAGAUGUUUUUGAUGUUCUUCACAUAACAAAAACUAUUUUGCGGUCAAUCACUGGGUUGUCAUGCCAGGGUGAAGAUCUUAACGGGCUUCAAGUUAAGUUGAAGGGCAAUCUAUCUGGGAAGAAGUUUCUUGUGGUUUUAGAUGAUGUAUGGAAUGAGAAAUAUGAAAAAUGGACUGCCCUCUUAAAGCCGUUUGAAGCGGGGGCUAAGGGGAGUAAGAUCAUCAUUACGACUCGCAACCUUGCUGUUGUUUCCAUAACUAGAGCAUCACCCUAUCAUUUGAAGGAAUUGUCCUUUGAUAAUUGUACAAGCUUAUUAGCCUUUCAUGCUCUUGGAGCAACAAAUUUUGAGAGCCAUCCGGAUUUUAAAACAAUAGGUAAGAAAAUAGCUGAAAGAUGUAAAGGUUUACCUUUGGCGGCUAAGAUGCUAGGCGGUGCCCUACGUAAUAAAAGGAAUCCCAGUGAAUGGGAAGAUACCUUAAAUAACAUAAUAUGGGAUCUUCCGAUGGCAGAGAAUGAUGAGGUUCUCCCUAUCUUGAACUUGAGUUAUGUCCAUCUUCCUUGCCAUUUGAAGAGAUGUUUUACUUAUUGUGCAAUAUUUCCCAAGGAUUACGAAAUUGAGAGAGAUGAGCUGGUACUCUUAUGGAUAGCCGAGGGCUUUUUAGAUAGACAAAAAGUAAAGGGGAAUAAUUUCAGAUUAGGACGAAAUUACUUUGAUGAGUUAGUAUCCAGAUCAUUUCUUCAACAAUCAAGUGUCAACGCAUCUAAGUUUUCAAUGCAUGAUCUUUUGAAUGAUCUAGCAAAGUCAAUUGCAGGAAAUGCAUACUUCAGCUCUGGGGAGUCUCACUUGGUAGCUAAUGAAGAAGACGCAUCUCUUGGGAAAAUUCGUUAUGCAUCAUUCAUCUCAUCGCAUUUUGCUACAUCAAAAUGCUUAAGAGAAUAUCACCGAAUGAAGGUACUAAGAACUUUAAUGCUACUGCACAAUGGAUUUAGAGGGGACACUUUCUCUAUUUCAAACAAGGUGCUACAUGACUUGCUAAUGGAAUUGAAGUACUUGAGGGUGCUCUCAAUAUGUCAUUGUGACAUUGUAGAGGUACCAAAUUGCAUUGGUGAUCUAAAACAUCUUAGAUAUCUCAAUUUCUCAUACACUGAUAUCAAAAGGCUACCUGAAUCAAUUGUCAGCUUGUGCAAAUUACAAGUUUUGAUUUUAAGAGGUUGUCAAAAACUUUCAAAGUUGCCUCAAGGCAUCACAAAAUUGGCCAAUUUACAGUUUCUUGAUGUUAGAGAUACGAGGAGUCUUAAAGAGAUGCCGUUGGGUAUCGGUAAUUUAAAAAAUCUUAUUAUCUUGUCCAAGUUUGUGGUACGACCAGAGAAAGGGUCACAGUUAGAGGAGUUAAAGAAUUUGCCACAUCUUCAAGGAGAAUUAUUCAUAUCAGAAUUGCAAAAGGUAGAAAAAGUUAGAGAUGCAAUUGAUGCUACUUUGCAUCAAAAGCAAGGCCUUACCAACUUAUCCUUGCAUUGGGAUGAAAAUUUGGAAAAUCUCCAGAAUCAUGAGCGGGAAGCACAAGUGCUUGACUUCCUACGACCUCACAUUGAUCUUGAAAAUCUCAAUAUUUUGAACUAUGGUGGUGCAAAAUUCCCAUCAUGGUUAGGUGGCCCAUCCUAUUCUAAGAUAGUGUCUUUGUGCUUGCGGGGCUGUCCUAAUGUUAUAUCACUUCCCCCACUUGGACAACUACCUUCACUAAAGGAAUUAUCUCUUGAAGGUCUACACACAAUAAGAAUGAUAGGCUCUGAAUUUUAUGGAGAUAAAAGGCCUUUCUCAUCCUUAACAACUUUGAAGUUGAAAGAGAUGUUGUCAUGGAAGAAUUGGUCUCCUUAUGUUGGGGGCCCAAAAGAAGAAGUCUCAUUCUCUUGUCUUCAACAUCUUGUUGUCUGGAGUUGUCCUUCAUUGAUGAGGACAUUACCUCAUCAACUUGAUUGUCUCAUAAAACUUGAAAUCCAUUCAUGUCCGCAUUUGAAUAAUUCAACGAAUGAGGUUUGUUUUCCAUCUCUCCGUGAGUUAUACCUUGAGGAUUCUAACAAGGAAAUCUUAAAGAGCUUGGUCAACCUAACUUCUUUGACCAUUCUCAAAAUUGAAAAUCUUGCCGAGCUAGUUUGCUUUGAUCAUGUGUUUAUGAGGUGCUUGGUCAAGCUAAAGCAGCUUCAUAUAGGACGGUGUGACAAGAUUACAUACUUGUGGCAAGAUGAAAGUAUAAUGCUAAAUCUUACUUGCCUUCAAGAAUUAGCCAUUGAAAGCUGCCCUCGAUUCACAUCUUUUGUGGCAGGAGAAGGAGAAAUAGAGCUGCCGUGCAACUUUGAAAGGAUGGAAUUGAGUAAUUGCAUAAGUUUAGAAAAGCUUCCAAGCAAGAUGCACACAUUCAAACAUUUGAUCAUUAGGAGGUGUCCAAAAAUCUUGGGACCAACCAUUCCUCUAGAUGACCCUAACAACAAUAACCCGAUAUCUCAACUUGAGUAUCUACGGAUUGUAAAUUGUGAUUCUCUAAUAUCUUUUUUAUUUGCCAACGAUAGACUUACUGCUUUGAAGAAAAUUUGUAUUUGUGAGUGCGAGGGAGUGGAGUCAGUGGAAAUGAUCACCAUAGAAUCACUCAAAGAAAUGACAAUUGAUGGCUAUCCAAAUCUAGGAAGCCUACCACAGUGCCUUCACACGCUCUCCCAUCUCACUCAUUUGGAUAUAAGUAAUUGUCCAGCGUUGGAGAUAGAGGAAUUCCCUUCCCUUCCCAUCACCCUGUCGUGUCUUAUAAUUAGUAAUUGUCCGAAGAUAAAGUCUCUACCAAAUCAAUGGCAUCAUCUUACAUCCCUCGAGACGCUAUUCAUCGAGGAUUGCCAAAAUAUCAAAUGCUUCCCUAAAGGAGGUUUGCCUCCCAAUUUGCAUCGCCUUUUAAUAAGAGGGUGCGAGAAUCUAAAGCAGCCAAUGAGAGAAUGGGGCUUACACCUACUCACAUCCCUCCGGUGUAUGUUAAUUGACUUUUGCAUGGGAGGGGAGGGAGAGAAGGUAUGGUUUCCUUCGGAGGACAGGGAUGCGUGGAGUCUUCUCUUUCCUUCCUCUCUAUUGUAUCUUCGCAUUUGCAAUAUGUGGAAUGUUGAAAGACUAUCAAGCGGUCUUCUCAACCAUCUCUCAUCUCUCAAACAUUUAUGGAUCGACUCUUGCCCAAAGCUGAGGUACUUGCUAGAGGAUGGCCUCCCUCCCUCCCUCCAAGAAUUGUACAUAGAGAAAUGUGAGAUUCUGAAAGAUAGAUGCUCAAAACUCACUGGCGACUAUUGGCCCCUAAUCCAAGAAAUCCCUCUCAUCGAGAUAGAUUGGGUGCGGAUCCAAUGAAUUGAUUCUUCCAUGCACCGCCAGUUUUCUCGGAUUAAGGGCAACACAUUGCAAAAUUGGUUUUCUUAUCUGUAUUACUGAUGGUCUCAGGAUCUGGUGAUUUAUGGUUAAAAGUUGCUGCAUUCGGAGCUUUCCAGUUAUACCAGGAUUUUGGAUAAGAAAUAUGAAAAAUAUGGAAGAACCAUCAAUAGCGGAGGACAUAAGAUGCGUGGAGCCUCCUAUUUCCUUCCUCUCUAACCUCUCCUUGGAUGAAAAAUAUGAGGAACGUGAAAAGACUAUCAAGUGGGCUUUGCAGGCAUCUCCCCUCCCUCAAACAGUCAUAUAUUUUACAAUUGCCGGAUGUUGAGAAUAUCACACUGUCUUCUGCAUUUGGCAAAAUCUCUCCCGGUGAUCAAAUGCAAACAUUGUUGAGAUUUAUUUGUAUCAUGAUGUCAAUUAUCGAGGUCUACAUUCAAAGUCAAACGAAGCAGCUUUCGGACCUCCAACAACAGCAGCGACUGAAGAGAUGCAAAAAUUGGGGUUUUCGAGUUGGCAGAUUACAAUCCAUUUCAAUCUGACUUCCUUGUCGAAGUUAACAGUUCAUCUUUAUUCUAUUUAACUUCCCACGCCAUCUCAGAGGGCAUUUUCUUUUUCUUUGUCGCAAAGGAAAGACCGAGAGGAGCAAUCAAGGAGACUAUGCUCUGUUACCAUUUUGAGUAAUUGUAAAAGUUUCACGUCUGCCUUGAAAUAUUUCAGAUCGCGAGAAGGUCAUCGUCCAAUACCACUCGCAACCUAGUUAUCUCGGGUAGCCAAGUCUCUUCAUCCAAUACCAAGCUGCCAGAGCUCCCAUCACGGGCAAGGCAAGAUAUAGGCACUACCAUCACUAAUGGAUUAUCAUCGUGACCUCGCGUUUGUGGAAUAUCAGUUUGUACCGUCAGGCCACCGUCGCUGGUGUUCAGUGGUCCCCUAUAGUUCUGCGUUAACAAAAUCAUGUAGUCUAUUUAGGAUUAGCAAAAUCAUCAA